This is a messenger RNA of Callithrix jacchus (white-tufted-ear marmoset), 2868 nucleotides long. The record is from RefSeq and is a predicted model, not a curated record. NCBI's taxonomy places the organism in Eukaryota, Metazoa, Chordata, Mammalia, Primates, Cebidae.
AACCCAGUUACCCAGUCCCUUGCCAGAGCUCCUCUGGGCUUUCCAACACCCAAACUCAGGCCCUGGCUCAGAGGUGGGACUGGUCGGGGACACAGCCUGGGAGGAAGCUAGCAGUGAUGUCCAGCAGGACCACGGCUGGGUGCCACGGGCACCCCGGGUGGCCCAGGACAAGAGAGCGGUGGCUGGUGGGGCUCAGAGGGGCCCCUGAACCCCCAGGCUCAGCCUUCUCUGGCCUGGGGUUGUGGCUCUUGCCUGGGCAGGGGCAGGGACCCCAGACACCUGAGGCUGCCGGUGCUCCUGUGUUCUGAUGGGUGUGGGGACUGCCUACCAUCCUGGGGGAAGCACAGGCCAUGGUAGCCCCGGCGCCGGAGGUGGGGCUGGGGACUGAGCAAGGCUCAUGCUGGGGUGGAGUGAGGCACGUGCAGGUGCCUGGACCUUCCAGGCUGGGCAUGCACAUGCGUGCACAUGUGAGCACACACCCACACCUGCACACCCAUGGGCAUGGGCACACAGCCCCAGCCCGGGCUUUGGUAACUCUCAGGCGCUUGUGGUGCCAGGGCCUCAAGCAGGUAGCGGGGUCUGUGUCUGUGGCCGCCGUGGGUGUUCCCCACACCCACAUCUGCCCCAGAAGAGCCACACCCAGCACUUUGCCUGUCACCUGGGAGGUCUGGGAUGAGGGUUAGGGUUUAAUGAGUCUCAGAGGCACACACAGUGACCCCAGGCCAGGCGUUGAGGGCAGGAAGAUCUUGGGGCCUCAGAGAGUCCUCUGUCUUCCAGGGCAGCCCAGGUCCGCAGUGCCCACGGGGCGGGUUGUAUGGGCUACACCUGAGUGCCUGGGGGCAGUCCCUAGGCAGGGAGAGGGUAGCAGAGCCCAAGGCCACACCUGCUUUCCCCUCCAGCCACUCCUGACCCAGGCUGGCAGCUCCGGGGAGAUUUAAACACUGGCCUUGGUGGCUGAGGGAGGAGGUGACGAUGAGGCCGGGACUGCUGGUGCUGGCGCUGGUGCUGGUGCUGGUGCUGGUGCUGGUGCCGGCUUUGGGGUGCCAGGUGCAGGAGGAGCACCCCAGAGAGUCCCACACCCUCAACUGGGGCAAGUUUUCAGGAUUUUGGUACAUUCUGGCCACUGCCACUGAUGCCCAGGGAUUCUUGCCGGCCAGGGACAAGAGGAAGCUGGGGGCGUCCGUGGUGAGGGUGGACAAAGUGGGCCAGCUCCGGGUGCUCUUCGCCUUCAGCCGGAUGAAGGGGUGCCAGUCCCAGGAGGUGAUCCUGAGGAAAGACGGGAAGAAGCCGGUGUUCAGGAACACCUUGAAAGGGGUGAAGGGCUUCCAUGUGCUGUCCACUGACUACAGCUACGGCCUGGUCUACCUUCGCCUGGGGCGCGCAGCCCUGAACUUCAAGAACCUGCUGCUCUUCCAUAGACAGAAUGUUUCCAGCUUCCAGAGUCUGAAGGAAUUCAUGGAUGCGUGUGACAUUUUGGAGCUCUCCAAGGCCGCAGUCAUCCUUCCGAAAGAUGCUUCCUGUGCACACACCAUCCUGCCAUGAGAUCCAGCAUCCUCUGCUCUUUCCUUUCGACUUGUGGUCCUCCUAGACCCCGGAAGCAUUGUUCCAGACGACAGGAGGAGACUACGCUUCUUGAGAGUUGUUUGGUGACUAGGUCGUUGAUGGUGUGAAAUUUAAGUGUCUCUAACCCAAGAGGGAUCCUUUAUGAUCACAGAAAGAUGGGGGGAGGGUAUGCACUGAUGCGGGGGAUGUCAGCCAGGCCCCUUCCCUGGAGUCCUCUGGAGCACACUGCAGGCCGCUGCUGUUCCUUGACUGCCGUGAAACAGACUACAGGCCAGCCCAGCGCACCCUCGCCGUGUGCCUUCCCUCUACCGUCCACGUCACCACUGCCCUCCAUGUUCCUUGACAUCUGCACCUUAUCAGGAAGCCCUUCCAGUGCCCACCAAACACGGAGAAGUCCCCCUGACGUGCCCGGCGGUGUGCUGGUGCCCAUGGCUGCGUUCAGGAGCAAAAUCUGCAGAGUUGAUGCGUGAUCAGGAGGAGUCACCCUCAGCAAUGGGAUCACCUGGAUACUCCAGCAGAGACCCCAGAGGCACAUUAGGGGCGGCCGGGCCCAGCAGCUGCAGGCCUGACUCACUUACCCCUGGGCAGCACGGGGAGAGCUUCCGGGAAGCGGCAUUUGGGCUGACCCGGGAAGGGUGCUGGGCGUCAAUCAGUUUGGGAGGGGCUGGGGGAGCAGGGGCAUAUCCCUAGAACAGGAUCUGACUUCUGAGAAGACAUCAGAGUAGAGAAAAUGGCUUCUCAAGGAGACUGGGGAUGCCAGCGUGAGGAUGGUGGGGCAGUGGGGGAUGGAGAGCCACCCCAAGGAGCAGGAGGGGGCCCACCGGACCACAGCACCUUGAAGGCCGUGGUGGAGGCCGUGGUGAAGGGCUUGGGUCUCAUUCAAGGGGUGAUGAUGGGAGGUCGCCAUGGAUUUUGUCUGAGAGAUAAACCCCAACUGAAUGGACCUUCCGGCCAAGGGGAUCCCAGAGAAACCCUGAACCCCAGUCCUCAGCCAUGCGGGGUAAGAGUCAGACCCCAGCUUUUGGCUGGAGAAGAUAUCACAGAAUGGUUCUGGGCGGUCCGUGGAGAAUUCGCGCAGCUGCACGGUACCUGCUUCUCCUUUCAUGAAUAUUCAUGACUCCUCCUGAAGCUUAUUGAACAUCUACACUUAGCAUCUCCUUCAGCAUGAAUUCCCGUUCCCUCUGCCGCUCCCUCAAAGUGUCUGUUUAGACUUCUGGCCUGAGGCUCUGCUUCUUUGCCUGUCAGAAGGGCUGCCCUACAGGCUGAGACCCCUGUGAGAAAUAAAGCUCUCCUGUGUGCAGAAAA